Molecule: messenger RNA, 1985 nt
Organism: Ascoidea rubescens DSM 1968
Lineage: Eukaryota; Fungi; Ascomycota; Saccharomycetes; Ascoideales; Ascoideaceae
Gene: BRF1
Product: transcription factor TFIIIB subunit BRF1
Exons: 1
Coding region: 179-1753 (524 amino acids)
Biological process (GO): transcription by RNA polymerase III; transcription preinitiation complex assembly; DNA-templated transcription initiation
Cellular component (GO): transcription factor TFIIIB complex; transcription preinitiation complex; nucleus
Molecular function (GO): RNA polymerase III type 3 promoter sequence-specific DNA binding; TBP-class protein binding; RNA polymerase III general transcription initiation factor activity
Source: RefSeq, a predicted model, not a curated record
CUCCAUCUCUUGGUAGAAUAUCUUUGCUAUCUCUCUCUGCUCUUUAUUUUUACUCAUAAAUACCUUAAACUGCUUAGGCGCGUUAGCAUACGAAUUUGCUUAUUUACAUAGCUUAUAUCCUUUUUUCCUUUUCUGCAAAGUUCUUCAAUUGGGGAAGUUCAAUUGGUGGUCCAAAACAAUGUCUUUUCCUCGACAAAAAAAACAAAGAAAGUGUAAAAGUUGUGGUUGCAAUGAUUUCAUUCGUGACACAACUUCUCCAUCGUCUGAUUUAUCUUGCAAAAAUUGUGGGUUGGUUUUAGAAGAAAAUCCAAUUGUAUCUGAAGUCACCUUUGGCGAAAGCUCUAAUGGUGCUGCCACAGUUCAUGGCUCGUUUAUAUCUUUGGAUUCUUCCGGCAGACAUGGUGGAUUUGGUGCUAGAUCGAUGUCAGCCUUGGAAAGUAGAGAACUAACUUUAGCAACUGCAAAACGAAGAAUAAAGGCUCUAGCGUUAUCCUUGAAGGUCCCGGAUUAUGUUUCUGAUGCUGCUUAUCAAUGGUUCAAGUUGGCUUUAACUAAUAAUUUUGUCAAAGGUCGAAGAUCUCAAAACGUUAUUGCUGCUUGUUUAUACGUUGCAUGUCGAAAGGAAAAGACUCGUCAUAUGUUGAUUGAUUUCAGUUCCAAAUUACAGAUUAGUGUUUUUAAAGUUGGUACGACUUUUCUUAAACUAGUGAAAGCAUUGCAUAUAACCUCAUUACCAUUGGCAGAUCCUUCGAUUUUUAUUCAACAUUUUGCUGAUCAGUUAGAUUUUGGUGACAAAACUUUGAAAGUAGUCAAAGACGCUGUCAAGAUUGCUUCAAGAAUGUCUAAAGAUUGGAUCCAUGAAGGAAGAAGACCGGCUGGUAUUGCUGGUGCGUGCGUAUUAUUAGCUGCGAGAAUGAAUAAUUUCCGAAGAACUCAUACAGAAAUUGUGGCAAUCUGCCACGUUGGUGAAGACACCAUUCAAAGAAGAUUAGCUGAAUUCAAAAAGACUAAUGCAAGCAAAUUAUCUAUUAGUGACUUUAGAAAAAAACACAAAGAAAUCGAAGGUUCAUCCGAUCCUCCUAGUUUUCAAAAAAAUAGAAAAUUAGAGAAAAAAUUAAAAAGCUCUCCAGCAUUAAAAGAAGAUGAACUUAGAUCAGACACUUUGUUGGGAAUGGUCCUAAAUGAUUCAGCUAUAACCGAAAAUGAAAUCAAUUCUCAAAUCCAAAGAAUAAUAAAACAAUCACAGCAAAAGUUAAAUGAAACUUCAACUAGCGCUAAUGACUCUGAAGAAAUAAAUGACAACAACAGUGAUGAUGACAGCGAUAACUUCAACUACUCUACAAAAGCAAGAACAAUCAAACUUGAUUACAAUAUAUUGCCUAAAACCGAAGAUAUCUUGAAAAAAGUGUCGUCAAAAGUGGAUACUUUUUCUGACAUUGAUGACGAUGAAUUGGACGAUUUCAUAUUGGACGAAGAUGAUUCCAAGAAAAAGGAAGAAAUCUGGGUAAAUAUCAACCAAGAAUAUCUCAUUGACGAACAAAAAAAGAAAUUAAAGAGAGAAUCAGAUGAAAUUUCUGGUCAUGGUCAGCCAAAGAAAAGAGUCAAGAGAAAAUCUGGGGCUUCAAAAUUCGAAAAUGAGUUUAGCAAAAAAGAAAACGCAGACAGUGCAUCUGCUGCUAAAAGUAUUUUGCAAACGAAAACUCUUAGUAAAAAAAUUAAUUAUAAUGUGAUUGAUAAUUUGUUUGCCAAAUAAUUGAUGUUUUUAUUCAAAUUUUUUUUUUCCUGAACAAUAAUUGAGAAUGAACGCUAUAUUGUUUUGUUUACUACGUUCAUUGUUAUAAUUACUCUAAUUUACUACUUUUAUUGAGUGGUGGACUGUUUGCCUGUUCUAUUCUGUAUAGUUUUAGCUAAGAAAUAAUAAAAAAGGAAAUGCCUUCAGCCAGAUUCGAACUGACGAUCUCCUCAUUACUAGUGAGGUGCCUUAC